AUGAAAAGACUUACUUCGCCGGAAAAUGUCUCGAAUCCUCGUGAUUUUCUAGAGACGAAAGUACCAGAACUUUCAGAUCUUGAUUCAUUACUUCGAUGCCAUAUUUGUAAGGACUUUUUGAACACAUCUGUUCUAACGCCAUGUGGUCAUAGCUUUUGUUCCAUUUGUAUUAGAAAAUACCUGCAGCAAGAAAGCAAAUGUCCUUUGUGUCUUACCGAGCUAACCGAGUCAAUGCUUCAAAAGGAAUUCCUUGUUCAAGAAGUUUGUGCAAGUUACACUAAACUGCGAGAAAAGCUACUAAAUCAAUUGACACUACCAGUAGAUAUAGAACGCUCAAAAAGCGAAGAAAUAGUAUUACCUGAUGAUGAUAUUUCUACGGACGUUGAAGUUGUUGGCCAAAAGAUACCGUCUUAUAGUGCAGUCUCCUCGCCGAACAUUAAUAAAAAGAGAAAGUCCAGUGGUAUAACAUCCUUGCUAAUGAAGAAACCUGAUAUGAGGCAUGUCAAAACUGCACAAUGUCCUAUAUGUUUGAAAUACCUUCCUCUGUCGGAAUUGGAAGGUUCUCAUAUUGAUAAGUGUCUGAACCAGGAGACGUCUUUAGAACGAUCAGACUCUUUUGAAAUCUUGGAAGAACAAACUCAACCACCAAAACCACAGGAAAAGGUAUCAGAAGAAGUUAUCUCAUAUCAUAACGACAGGUAUUUAAAUUCAGGCUUUAAGCAACGAAAGGAAAAUAGACUACCGAGGUUAGAUUUCCAAUCACUUUCUACAGCACAAUUAAAACAAAAAUUGUCGAGUCUUGGAAUUCCUUACAUUGGAAGUAAGCAGCAAAUGAUUGCGAGAUAUAAACACUAUGAAAUGUUAUGGAAUAGCAACUUCCUAGACUCGAUAGAACCAGUUGAUGAGACCGAAUUGAAGCGUCGGUUGGCUAGUUGGGAGAACAGCCAUAACCUAGACCAUCCCACAAAUAGCACCAGUAUCACAAACUUAAUAAGAGGGGGUCGGCGUGAUAAUCUGGCGAGCUCGAUGUUGAAAUCUUUUAAAACUGACAAAUUUGAUAGAAAAGGGUGGAUGCAUUAUCAUGCCUCUACUUUCAAAGAGUUGAAAACAGAAGCCAUGGCAUCUAAGAAUCAAACAAAGGCAGAAGAAAACAGAGAUAAUGAAUCUAAGGACGAGUAA
Messenger RNA from Kluyveromyces marxianus DMKU3-1042, 1179 nucleotides. RefSeq names its product E3 ubiquitin-protein ligase RAD18 (gene RAD18). The record is from RefSeq and is a predicted model, not a curated record. NCBI's taxonomy places the organism in Eukaryota, Fungi, Ascomycota, Saccharomycetes, Saccharomycetales, Saccharomycetaceae. Gene Ontology annotation, cellular component: nucleus; Rad6-Rad18 complex. Bases 1 to 1179 code for a protein of 392 amino acids. Gene Ontology annotation, biological process: protein monoubiquitination; DNA damage tolerance. The transcript has a single exon. Gene Ontology annotation, molecular function: single-stranded DNA binding; ubiquitin protein ligase activity.